UCUUUCUCUCCUAAUAAAGUGUUAUCCGGUCCUGAAAAAGCCAUAUCAGUAAGUCAAUCUUCUCUUAGACUUUCAAUAACCAAAAUCAAAUUCAACAAAAUAAUCCAAGCACAGAAUAUCGGAGAACUGAGAAAUGACGGUCGGGAGAGAAGUGGAGAUUAUAAAGCCCAGAACGGACAAAAGGGAGUAUCGAAGGAUCGUCCUUAGUAAUUCCCUUCAAGUUCUGCUCAUCAGCGACCCCGAAACUGAUAAGUGUGCUGCUUCUAUGAAUGUGGGUGUCGGUUCCUUUUGUGACCCCGUCGGCCUCGAAGGCCUUGCCCAUUUUCUUGAGCACAUGCUCUUUUAUGCCAGUGAGAAAUAUCCAUUGGAAGAUAGUUACUCAAAGUAUAUAAGAGCAUGGAGCAGUACAAAUGCCUUCACAGCUUCUGAGACGACCAACUAUUAUUUUGAUGUCAACACCGAUUGCUUUGAAGAGGCUUCAGACAGGUUUGCACAGUUCUUCAUCAAGCCAUUGAUGUCAGCUGAUGCUACCACAAGGGAAAAAGCUGUUGAUUCUGAGAACCAGAAAAACUUAUUGUCUGAUGCAUGGAGAAUGAGCCAGCUUCAGAAACAUCUAAGCUUGGAAAGUCAUCCAUAUCAUAAUUUUAGCACAGGGAACUGGGAUACCUUGGAUGUUAAACCAAAAGCAAAGGGAGUAGACACAAGGCAAGAACUCCUUAAAUUCUAUGAAGAGAAAUAUUCAGCCAACCUCAUGCACCUGGUUGUUUAUUCAAAAGAAAACCUUGAUAAAAUUCAGAGUCUGGUAGAGGACAAGUUCCAGGAAAUUCGAAACUCUGAUAGAAGCCGUUUCCAGUUUCCUGGCCAGCCUUGCACAUCAGAACACCUUCAGAUUCUUGUCAGAGCUGUUCCUAUAAAACAAGGCCAUAAAUUAAGGAUUGUAUGGCCAAUCACUCCAAGCAUUCUUCAUUACAAAGAAGGGCCAUGCAGGUAUCUUGGUCAUCUCAUUGGCCAUGAAGGAGAAGGAUCUUUAUUUUAUGUCUUGAAAAAAUUAGGAUGGGCUGCUGGGUUGUCUGCUGGUGAAGGUGAAUGGACUUCAGAGUUCUCUUUCUUCAAAGUAGUAAUUGAUCUUACUGAUGCUGGCCAGGAUCAUAUGCAAGACAUAAUUGGGUUAUUAUUUAAUUACAUUCAGCGGUUGCAGCAAUCUGGCGUUUGUAAAUGGAUAUUUGAUGAGCUAUCGGCUGUUUGCGAGACAGGAUUUCACUAUCAGGAUAAAAUCUCUCCUAUUGACUAUGUUGUAGAUAUUUCAACAAACAUGCAGAUAUAACCUCCACAAGAUUGGUUGGUCGGAUCAUCAUUGCCUUCGGAUUUCAACCCAACCAUCAUACAGAAGAUACUAAACGAGCUUUCUCCUGACAGGGUCAGAAUCUUCUGGGAGUCAAAGAAAUUUGAGGGACUGACUGACAAGGUUGAGCCAUGGUAUGGUACUGCAUUUUCCGUUGAGAAAGUUAACCCCUCAAUGAUUCAGGGUUGGAUGACUUCAGCUCCUAAUGAAAACCUUCAUCUACCAGCGCCUAAUGUCUUUAUACCAACAGACUUAUCUAUUAAGAAUGCACAGGAGAAGAUUAAGUUUCUAGUUUUAUUGAGGAAGUCAUCCUAUUCAAAGUUGUGGUUCAAGCCUGACAUGGUGUUCUCUACACCGAAGGCAUAUGUUAAAAUAGACUUCAACUGUCCCUAUGCUAGCAGCACUCCUGAAACUGAGGUUCUAGCAGAUAUUUUUGCACGGUUAUUGAUGGAUUACUUGAAUGAAUAUGCUUAUUAUGCCACGGUUGCUGGUCUUCAUUAUGGCAUAAGCCUUUCAGAGAGUGGUUUUGAGGUGACAUUGGUUGGUUAUAAUCACAAAUUGAGGAUCUUGCUGGAGACUGUGGUUGACGAAAUUGCAAAAUUUGAAGUGAAACCUGACAGGUUUUCAGUAAUCAAGGAAAUGGUAAUUAAAGACUAUCAAAAUUUCAAGUUCAAGCAACCCUAUCAACAGGCUAUGUAUUAUUGCUCGUUAAUACUAGAGGAUCAAACAUGGCCUUGGACAGACCAAUUUGAAGUUUUGCCUCAUCUUAAUGCAGAAGACCUUGCAAAAUUUGCUCCAGUGAUGCUCUCACGGGCCUUCCUAGAGUGUUACAUAGCAGGAAACAUUGAAUGUGAGGAAGCUGAAUCAAUGAUUCAGCACAUCGAAGAUGUGUUCUUUAAGGGUCCAAAUCCAAUAUGCCAACCACUGUUUCCAUCUCAGUUUCUAACGAAUAGAGUGAUCAAACUUGAAAAAGGCAUGAAUUACUGCUACAAUAAGGAAGUUCUUAAUCCAAAUGAUGAGAAUUCUGCCUUGGUCCACUAUAUUCAGGUUCAUCGUGAUGAUUUUAUACUGAAUGUGAAACUUCAGCUUUUUGCUCUUAUUGCAAAGCAACCUGCCUUCCAUCAGCUUAGAUCCGUAGAACAACUCGGAUACAUUACCGUCCUCAUGCAGAGGAAUGAUUCCGGAAUCCGUGGGGUGCAGUUCAUUAUCCAAUCUACAGUAAAGGGCCCUGAACAUAUUGAUUCAAGAGUUGAGGCAUUCCUCAAAAUGUUUGAGAGUAAACUGUAUGAAAUGACGAAUGAUGAAUUUAAGAGCAAUGUAAAUGCAUUGAUCGAUAUGAAGCUUGAGAAGCACAAGAAUUUAAGGGAAGAAUCUCGAUUUUACUGGCGAGAGAUCCUUGAAGGGACUCUCAAAUUUGAUAGGAGAGAAGCCGAGGUUGCAGCACUAAAGAAACUCACGCAACAAGAGCUGAUAGAGUUCUUCAAUGAAAAUAUAAAAGUCGGUGCAACUCGAAAGAAAACACUUAGCGUGAACGUGUACGGGAACCAACAUUUGGCUGAUUUCAACUCGCAGAAAAGUGAAUCAAAUACAAUUCAGAUUGAUGAUAUCUUCCGUUUUAAAAGAUAUCAACCUCUGUAUGGUUCAUUCAAAGGAGGCUUUGGUCAAAUGAAACUGUAGUAUAAAGGCUCAUCCCUUAAAAAAUACAUGAUUUAGGGACGCUUGCCCUGGGAAAACACAGGUAUUUUCCAGUUGGUUUUCAUAGAAUUGUUAUACAUUGGAGAGAAACGGUGAAUAACUUUCUGUGAUUUUAUAUCCUAGGUAUGGAA
Hibiscus syriacus is the source of this 3168-nucleotide messenger RNA. RefSeq names its product insulin-degrading enzyme-like 1, peroxisomal. Gene Ontology annotation, biological process: peptide catabolic process. The transcript has 26 exons. The record is from RefSeq and is a predicted model, not a curated record. Gene Ontology annotation, cellular component: mitochondrion; cytosol. NCBI's taxonomy places the organism in Eukaryota, Viridiplantae, Streptophyta, Magnoliopsida, Malvales, Malvaceae. Gene Ontology annotation, molecular function: metalloendopeptidase activity; metal ion binding.